Molecule: messenger RNA, 865 nt
Organism: Pleuronectes platessa (European plaice)
Lineage: Eukaryota; Metazoa; Chordata; Actinopteri; Pleuronectiformes; Pleuronectidae
Gene: mdkb
Product: midkine b
Exons: 5
Coding region: 182-619 (145 amino acids)
Molecular function (GO): growth factor activity
Source: RefSeq, a predicted model, not a curated record
UGUGUGUGUGAGGCUGUGUGUGUGUGUGUGAGGAUGUGUGUGUGAGAGGCUGUGUGUGUGAGGCUGUGUGUGUGUGUGACAGAGAGAGGUCGAGCUGCAGUUUGCAGGAGAAGCAGCUGAAGCAGCAACAGAAGAAAACGACUCCUCAGCUUCAACUUCUGCAGCUUCUGAAAUAAACAAAAUGCGAAGUUUGUUUUCUGUGACGCUGCUGCUGCUCAUCGCCGUGGUAACGCUCAGCGACGCCAGCCGGAGGAACAAGAACCAUCGAGGUAAACCGGAGAAACCCGGGCCGGCGUCGGAAUGCCCCCCCGCUGACACUCGCUACGGGAGGUGUGUCCCUGACCGUGGAGACUGUGGACAAGGAGCGAGAGACGCCUCCUGUGAGGAGCACAGCCACAAGAUCCCCUGCAAGAUCCCCUGCAACUGGAAGAAGGACAUCAGUGACUGUAAGUACAAGUUCGGAGCGUGGGGAUCCUGCGACGGCGUCACCAACACCAAGAGUCGCUCAGGAGCCCUGAAGAGGGCGCUCUACAACGCCGAGUGCCAAACCACCGUCACAGUGUCCAAGCCCUGCUCCCCCAAAACCAAGAAACCCAGAGGAGAGAAGAAGUCAAACUAAAGGAUGAAGAGACGACUGAACUUCUCCAGCUGAACGAACGUCUUCAUGGAACACCAACACUCCUCCAUGUUUCUCUUCUUUGAGUUGAUGUUGAUAAAUGUGGAAACUUUAGAUUUAGAAGAUGAAACCGUCCUCGUAGCUUUAGUCUGUUUUAACAGAUAGAAACUAAAAGCUUUGAAUGUAGCUGAUUUUAAAUUCACUUCCAGUUCAUCAUGUUAGAAAAGAUUAAAAAAUCUAUUUUUUGAA